UCUGGCGCCACCAAGCCCCCGCCUCCCGCAAGUCCGAGAGACCUCUGCAUCGCGGGGAAGCAGCCUCGGGCCCGCGGCAGUUGCGCCGAGGCAGCCCGGCGGGCACCAAGCCAUGAGGGCCGACUCCGGGCUCGGGGUGGAGGAGGACCACCCGGUGAGCGGUUUAGGGCCCGUCGGCCUCUGCUCCACCCGGGCAGCUACCUCUGGGCGUCCUCCACGGGCCCUUCCACCUGUGCCAAGUGCUAUUCAAGAUGAUAUUCCACUUAGUCGUCCUAAGAAAAAGAAGCCCAGAACAAAAACCAUGCUAGCUAGUGCUUCUUCAGAAGGCCUUGAUCAGACUGCCGUUCAGAGGCCAUCUGAGGGCAGUGAGCCACCAACUAAAGACCCUGUGGAACAUCCAGAAGCUCCUGUUCAAAAGAGACAGAAGAAGACGAGGCCACCCCUUGAAGUGGAGAGUACCUUUAGCCAGAAGAAGAGAUCUAGUCCAUCUUUAUUACCAAAUGAAAAUUGUGUCAACAUGGAGCCAGCCGAAGAGCCAGUUAUUCAAAAACCUCGAAGGAAGACAAAGAAAACUCAGCCAGUGGAAUUACAUUAUGCCAAUGAACUAGGAGUAGAAGAUGAAGAUGUAAUUACUGAUGAGCAAAGGGGUCCAGAGCAACCGUCCAUGUUCACUGCCCCCACUGGCACCAGCCAGCCUGUAGGCAAAGUGUUUGUGGAAAAAAGCCGGCGAUUCCAGGCUGCUGAUCGGUCAGAGCUGAUAAAGACCACAGAAAAGAUAGAUGUGUCAAUGGACAUGAAGCCUCCCUGGACGACCAGAGAUGUUGCCCUGUCAGUGCACCGGGCUUUCAGGAUGGUUGGUCUCUUUUCUCAUGGCUUCUUGGCUGGCUGUGCUGUGUGGAAUAUUGUUGUGAUAUAUGUUCUCGCAGGAGAUCAGCUUUCUGACUUCUCAAACCUUCUGCAACAAUACAAAACCUUAGCAUAUCCAUUCCAGAGUCUUCUCUACUUGCUUUUGGCUCUAAGUACAAUUUCAGCUUUUGACAGGAUUGACUUUGCUAAAACAUCAGUAGCAAUCCGAAAUUUUCUUGCCCUGGAUCCAACAACUUUAGCAUCUUUCUUGUACUUCACUGCUCUUAUAUUAUCUCUGAGUCAGCAAAUGACGAGUGACAGAAUCCACCUUUACACACCUUCUUCUGUUAAUGGUAGCCUCUGGGCAGAAGGAAUUGAGGAGCAGGUUCUCCAGCCAUGGAUUGUGGUGAAUCUGGUGGUGGCCCUUCUGGUGGGAUUAUCUUGGCUGUUUUUGUCUUAUAGACCUGGCAUGGAUCUUAGUGAAGAGCUGAUGUUCUCCUCUGAUGUGGAAGAAUAUCCUGAUGAAGAAAAAGGAAUCAAAGCCUCUUCAUAGUGCCAGCUCAUCUUCAGAGGAAUGACCCAGUAUUUAGAAUUUUUCCCAUUCUUGUUUUAAAUGUAUUUUUGUAAGAUAUGUAUGGAUGUAUUUGGAAUCGAUUUUUUGAUUAUAUAAUACAGAACACUUUCUCAGGAUUAUGGAAAAUGUUACAAUUGUGUCUGCAGCUUAUACUCAAAUAUUAAUGUCUGUAGCAUUAUCAUCCUAAUGACAAAGGAGGUAAUGAGCUAGAAAUCAGCAGGCGAGAAUGUUUAUUUCCUGUUUUCUCAAAUUAGUUGCAUUUAUAAUCAUUAUCUUUAAAAGCACUAGUACGGUGCUUUUUAAAAAGCCAUAGCUUUAGUAUUACAAAAUAUCUAUCAGGUUUAAACAGAAAUUUAGGGAAUAAGGAAGGACAGGGGGAAGACCUUUAUUAUUUAUUUUUGUUGUCUCCUUACUGAAUAAAUUGAAAUAUGAAAUUUGUCUUUUUUGAAACUG
Molecule: messenger RNA, 1873 nt
Organism: Sus scrofa (pig)
Lineage: Eukaryota; Metazoa; Chordata; Mammalia; Artiodactyla; Suidae
Gene: TMEM237
Product: transmembrane protein 237
Biological process (GO): cilium assembly
Cellular component (GO): ciliary transition zone
Source: RefSeq, a predicted model, not a curated record